GCAUGGGCUGGCCUUGAGCUCCAGCUUCAACUCAUUACCAGUCGUCUUCUAUCCGGUGCUCCGCCCGUCAUUCACUCGGCCCAGCGGCAGGCAAAGAGCUUUCACGCAUCCACGAUGUUUUCUUUAGCGCUGACAGCCGAGCUGAACGGCGUCACCAAUCUUCGCCCUCGAGAUACAGAAGACAGCCCUUUUUGGUAUACGUUCACCGUACAGUGCACGUCAUGCCGGGAAACGCAUCCUAAGCCUGUGGCCGUCAACAGAUUUGAAAACAAUGAAAUGAGCGGCAGCCGCGGGGAGGCCAACUUUGUGUGGAAGUGCAAGAACUGCAAGCGCGAAUCCACUGCCUCGAUAAAACUCGGUCCCAAGCCCUAUGAGCACGCCGAGCCCCCCACACGGCAGUCUAUAAUCGAGUUUGACUGCAGAGGCCUCGAGUUCACAGCCUUUGCUCCAGAAGGCGAGUGGCUCGCGGACGCCAUAGACUCUGGGACCAAGUUUGAAGGAAUUGACUGUCUUGGUGAGGGCGAGUGGUUUGACUAUGAUGAGAAGGCCAAUGAGGAAGUGAGUAUCAAAGACCUCAAGUGGGAGAUCAGGAGGGCAUAGUUGAUCUCGCGGGUUUCUACAAAUGAGGUCAAUUAUUGAAUAGAAAGCUGCCAGACCAACAUCACCACCCAAUUGGUACAAGAAUCUCAUUUCGCUGUGAAUGAACC
Molecule: messenger RNA, 707 nt
Organism: Microdochium trichocladiopsis
Lineage: Eukaryota; Fungi; Ascomycota; Sordariomycetes; Xylariales; Microdochiaceae
Exons: 4
Coding region: 115-600 (161 amino acids)
Molecular function (GO): zinc ion binding
Source: RefSeq, a predicted model, not a curated record